UGAGUUUGCAGCCAGAUAAUUGUCUUAAUUGUUAUAAUUUUCUUUAUUUCCACAUGGUGUGGGCGAAUCAUGGGGGUUUCUUAAAAAUGUCGCUUGUCGUUUGCUUUGGGAUAAAAAGCUAACACCGAGGUUGUUGUAUUGUCCUAAAGCCACGCUGUGCCAACAUCGGUUCCUCCUACCAGGUGAGCGCGAGGUGUGUAACAAUGCAUUUAAGUUCCGUCAUAUAAGCAUUUCCAUGGAAGUUGUUUGACAAGCUUGAUAGAAAACAUAAGAAAGAAGAAAACGCAGACACAGAGCAAUAGCCACAGAUGUAGUCGCUCGACAGCAGCCAUGUCCAUUGAAUACACCAUUGAUAUCCAGCUAGCAGAGUUGGGAUAUCCGGACAUCUUACAGCCGGGGGAGACCUCGGUUGGAGAGACACCCAGUCACUCUCCCACUUCACUUUCAACCACACAUGUACAAAGACUAGUGGUCAGAGGCCAGCAGUCAGCUGAUGGCAAAGAAGCAGGUCCAGCAAAACAGACCUCAAAUAAUGAGCAAAGCACAGCGGUUUCUACAUCACCUCUGUCAGUGACUUGCACACCUCGAAAUCCCGCAGACCUUCCACAGCUAAUACCUGAACAGGAUGACAAAAGAGAGAAAGAUGUCGGUGGCAGAGGCACUACACAGGACGAUUCAACAGAGAUGCAACAAGAUGUGGCGAAUGACUCCGAUGACAGUGAGGUGUAUGAGGAAGAAGAGCUUGAUGAGGAUGAUGAUGAUGAUGAUGAUGAUGAGGAGGAGGGACUACACAAUGAGUCGAGUCAUUCAGGAGAGUACCGCUGCAGUGUCUGUGAUCUCCAGCUGCCCUCCAAAUUCAAGCUCCAGGACCACAUGAAUCUGCACACUGGCGCACGCCCAUACUGCUGUGCUGAAUGUGGAAAGCGUUUCUGCCAAAUUUACAGCUACCGUGUCCACCUGCGCACGCAUGCCCAGACCAAAGUGGAUCUUCUCCGGUGUCGUGUGUGUCUGAGGGGCUUUGCGUCACAGGAAGACUUGAAACUCCACCUGGCGAAAACUCACUUUGAGAAGAAGUUUUACGAGUGUGACCUGUGCAAACGUGUGUUCACUUCCCUGAAGGAGUGUGAAUCUCAUGUGCAGUUACACAAAUGUAAGCAAGACGUCGUAUGUGCGGUAUGUGGCCGUAAUUUCUCCUCUCCAAAAUCUCUUGCGCGCCACCGGAGGACGACGUGCCAUCACAAUUUUAAAUGUACAGACUGCACAAAGACCUUUACUAAGAAGAAUGCUCUCCUGAAACACAGCUUUUCCCAUCUUGGUUUGUUGCCUUACACCUGCAUACGAUGCCGCUGCCACUUCCGCCUGGCAAAGCUGUACCGCCAACACAAGUGUGAACCCGAACGCAUUCACUGUGUGGCGUGUCUGAGAGAGUUCCUCAGUCAGGAGGACUUCCAGCAGCACAAAAAGGACACAGGCUGCUGGGGCAAUCAGGAGCCUAAGGGUGAUGAGAUCAGAUGUUUGGAGUGCGGGCAGAGAUUUGACACUUCCGAAGAGCUGAAGAAACAUGCCGGGGCUCACCAGAGGGUGCUGAAAUGUGCUGAAUGCGGAAAGGGUUUCCGCUCUGCCUUGCUGUUAAUGUCUCACAUGGGCGGUCAUGCAGGCAAGUCGCCCUGCCUUUGUCAGAGCUGCGGACUGGGCUUUCCCCACCAGCAGAACUACGACAGCCACCUUAAGACCUGUGGACAAACACCCCAGCCUGCGAGUGCUCUUAAGAAACGGCCGGCUUCGAAGAGCUCCUCAAAAAAGGUUGGCGCAGACACAGCCUCUCUGCCUGCUGAACCAGUGAAGGAUUCUCGCAGUCCAGGACUUGUGACCGGGGGUGUGUCUGCUGGCUAUGGUCCAUCAGAUGGAUUAUGGAAGCUAACCCUAAACAAACGGCCGCCUCCAGGUGUCAAACUUGUUGUUUUUCUUCCCGUCUGUGCAACUCAAACCAACGACCUGACACUCCCUCCUGCGACUUCUCUGACACAACCAGUUCCAGCUAUGCAGGGCCAGACUCAAGACGCUCUUCCGCCUCUUUCAAAUGAAUGCCUUGGAGGGAAUGUCGCUCUUGGAGCGCCGCUAAAUGGCCCCCUGAAUUUGGUAACUGGGAUCAAACAGGAUCCAGAGUUGCAAGCACCUCUGGAUUUGUCUAAGAAGUGUAACUCGUACAAGUCUGCUCUGAGCAACAGUUCUCUUCUUCCUAUUAAAAGUGAGCCAGGAGAAUUUAAAAUAUCAGGAGAGGCUAAUGGCACUGAAAAACAAGAAUGUAAAAAUAGCUACAGCAAAGCGAUUGUUAAAACAAAUGAAGUGAAGCCGUUUAAAAUGGAUCCUAUGGAUUUCUCCAGUUUUAAGGUUAAUACUACAUCCUCUGGACUUAUGAUAGACUUUAGGAAAGAGCCUCAGUCUCCUGCUCCUGAUUUUGAUUUGUGGUCAUCCAGAUCUUGCCAGCUGACAGAGAAAGAAAUGAAGAUCGAGGUUGACAUUUCACAGCCUGCUGAUGUAAAGAAAUUAACACUUCAAUGAGAGUGGUCACAUUCCUUACUUGAGGAUGUGUCUAAAUCCUGUCAAAAAACACACCUACUGUACCUGUAUCCCCGUAAACCAAAUAUGGAGGUUUUAUUCUUCAGCCAGAAUAUUAUACUAUUCAAUAUUGUAUUCAUCUCUGUCUAAUCACUUGAUCUACUAUUGUAUGACAAGGCAGAAUUUUUCAACUUUUUCCACUAGAAUAGACUUCAUAGAAAUCUAAACUAAUGUAUUUCUAGCAGUGAACUGCAACCUUUGGUUUAGAAUAAGAAAUGUUUGCGUUUCCCUGUGAUUUUAAACAAAGCAUUCCAAACUCUUGCUUAUUGUGGCAUUUAUUUUAUUUUCAUAUGUGGGUGAAGGGUCACAGGAGCAAAAAGGGGUAUUGUAACAGUCAUGAAUGAAGUCUAUGCAAUACCGUGCACGAUUUCUAUCUUUUUUUUGUACUUGUUUUUGUUUGGGGAUAUUGAAUCCUUAGUGUGUGUAUUACAUUGAAUGAAAACACUGGAUUUCUUAGUAUUCAGCUGAAAACUUGAAAUGGUGUGAAUUAUUGUGUAUUGACCUUUUACUACCAUGUUGAGUAUUUAAUUAAUGCAAAUAUUGGUACUGAUAAAUAAUAUGACAUUCU
Molecule: messenger RNA, 3187 nt
Organism: Cottoperca gobio
Lineage: Eukaryota; Metazoa; Chordata; Actinopteri; Perciformes; Bovichtidae
Product: zinc finger and SCAN domain-containing protein 2
Exons: 4
Coding region: 331-2562 (743 amino acids)
Biological process (GO): regulation of transcription by RNA polymerase II
Cellular component (GO): nucleus
Molecular function (GO): RNA polymerase II transcription regulatory region sequence-specific DNA binding; DNA-binding transcription factor activity, RNA polymerase II-specific
Source: RefSeq, a predicted model, not a curated record